AUUCCAUAUCAACCAAUCUGACACCACCAGAACAGUGACGCCUGUUUUAAAUUUGCAAAUGUUAAGUUCGUUUACUUUUGCUCUGAUGAAGCCCCGUCUGCAGGGGCGAAAUAUUAGCCAUCACUGAUUUAUGUGUGUUUUUUGUUGUUCAUUCUCGUCGCGUUGCGGUGUUCCUUAUUUACUACUAUAGAAGGAAAAGCCUUACAACUUUGUCUAUUUAAAGAUCAAAUUUUCUUUUCAUCUCUAAAAUCAGUAAUAAAUUCUAAAACAGGCUCAAACCAACACCUUUACGCUCGAAUGUUUUUCUUUCCAAAAAAAAUUAAACUGUGGAGGAGAUUGGUCAUGUGACAUAAUGACCUGCAAGAAGCGGAAGAUGAUGCUGUCAAUAAGAUUUGUGGAAAUGCUCCCUUGUGGAAAUUACUUUGGCAUUAAAAUGAUAAUUACCAGACAGCAGGAUCUGGCUAAAACUCGGCUGAAAGUGGUUGCAGAAAGUGGUAUGACAGUCUAAUGCUAGGGAGUUCGAAGCAACCAGACUGCAAUGUACUACAAAGCCAUUGUUGGCUCUCCGGGAACUGAGAGAGCCCGCGAUAAUUUGAAAGACGGAUCGACUCUUGGAAGAUUGGACUCAGGCAUCGAAUUCGAUUUAGGCCUUAGCACUUCUUCCCCAAACAAAUCUGUAUUUCAUGACAAUUUUCUCAAUGUUCUGAAGGGUGAUGUAUUCAAGUCCAUCGAAAUACCGGUGGAUAAGAGACUUAUUUAUGUUGAAAGAGUUUCCCGGGAAAAAUCGAAUGAAGAUGGUGACAGUGUCUUUGGUUUUGAGGUUGACAUGGACGAGUCCGCUGCCGUUGCUAAGGGUUACAUUUUAGCUGAUAGUGUCGAGAUUUGUGAACCUGUUAAUGACAGCAAUAACAAUGGCGGUAAAAAUACAUCCUGUUGCCAUUACAUGGAGUGCAGCUGCGGUACAGAGUUCACAAAGAGGCAAGAAGCUAUCAUCAAGGAAUUGACAAAUGAAAACAAAAGACUUCGGGCACAGCUUCAAGAACUGAGACUAACAAAUGAUGGCUUGUUGGAUAGUUUAAGCUGGAAUGGAGGAGAAGAGCAGGUCUCACUUUCUCUCAGUAUCCCAGCAUCACCAAGACCGGUCUCGCCAAGAAUGUGGAAAUCACCAAGACCCUUAAGGGCUAGGUCAGGGACUGCUAGAAGUGACUGUUCGGAUCCUGAUGUUGAUGUUUUCUUGAAGAUGCUAGAAAAACCACUAGAAAAGCAAGAAGAUAUCUUGGAGGAAGAAAUACAGCUUUCUUGUACACUUUGCUCGCGAAAAAUCAAUUUAACUGAAUUGGAAGUUCAUUCCAAAAUCUGCUCUUCUGUAGCUGCCAACAAAAAUGCCAUCCCAAGUUUACCCAACAUGUUGGUAGUGGAUGUCACCCAGGUAACCGAAGCAUCAAAUACGGAGCAGCUGGUUAAAGUAAUAACAAAGACGACGCUAAAGAGUUACGACGGACAUCUUUUCAAAGUCAAUCGAUCGAUAGAAGAUUUUGUUUGGUUCCGAGGAAUACUGCAAGUUAUCUGCGCCAGUAGAAUAGUACCUAGCAUAAGGCUGCAUGAUUCUGCAAGCGGAAACUUCAGAGAAAUACAGAGGUUUUUAGGACGGCUUACUAAUCAUAAGGUCCUCAAAUCACACGAUUUUGUCAGAGAUUUUCUCACGAAAAAGGAUCUUGACAGUAUGAGAAAACGAUAUGCUGAUAAAGGCUCGCGUUUGGCAACACCAAAUCGGAAACCGAAGUCGAAUCACCCAGAAGAAAACAGUCUUUUAUUCAGAGCAUUUAGUUACAUUACUAUUUUGAUGACGAACUUGGAGAAUCUAGCUUGCCACUUCAAAGAGCGAAUGGAGAGAAAAAGUGUGCAAGGUGAUGGCGUGAGUCGUCGAUUCAGUGACCUAAGCGAUGGGGAAAUCAACGAAACAUAUUUAAAGAUUGCUUGUAGUGGUUUGAGCAGAAUCACUCAGGAAACUGGCAUAAAAAAGGAGGAUUCUCAUGAAGCAGCCCUCGUUGAAGAAAUAGAGAGUCUCCUCGGAAAUGUAAAGGAAGCCGAGAACUUGCUGAAACGAAUCGAGGCCAAGCGGGACAAUUUCCUUUACUGGAACGAGCAGAUGACGCUGUACGAGCAACAGAACUUGUCCAAUCAGUGCUGCUGCGAGCCUAUAGGAAAAUUACCACUGGAGUCUAAGGUUCAGGUUCAGAACGAAUUGGAUACCCCUUCCCGGAAAACGUCAAUGACACAAAAGUGGGCUGAGGCCUCUGCCAACUGUGAAGCUUCUAAAACAAGCCUCGAAAACAUCUGCAAGCACCUCUCAGAAGAACUGCAAAACUUUGACAUUUCAAAAGAGCUUGAUCUCAAAGAAUUAUUAAUUGAUUUUGCAGAUGGAAAUUUCCAGCACUAUGAGAAGCUACAAAGUAAAUGGUAUGGUGUAAGAAUUAUGCUCGAUGCAGAAAUAUCUCCCAACAAAAGAGCUUUUAAUAUUAUCUAGCAUACAUCAAUUUGGCGUGAAUAGAAGUUGGACUGUGAUAAACAGGUAAAAAAAAAGAUUCGAUGUGAUUUCAAAGCACAUGGCUUUUCGUAAGUCUUCAAUUGCACAGUAACACAAAUAGAUUUCACACUUAUGGUUACAGCGUAAUUUUCGAAAUGAUUAAUUGAUUGCAAUCGCUUUUAAUGUUCAGGGAGAGUAUAAACCAAACCAACAUCCCUUCGUUUUUACCUAUCCACCUAUUUUCCUUAUCCAUAAAUUCACGAGAAUACCCUUCUUCAAAAUUCUGUGGUCUCCCUGAUCUGUUCUUUGAUCAACACGGCUAGGCCAAAGGCAAAAACCAAACAUUUUGCGAUGGAACAUUUCAUUUCCAAGUAUACUUUUUGGCUCAACACCAGUUGGCUGUUUAUAGGCUGAUGCUUUCUGUUAGCCUGCAGCCUGAAAUUUGUGUUUGGACACGGGAUUCAAAAAUUGUCUUCAAAAAGGUUUCCAAUUUUUAAUUUUGUGAUAUUAGUAAAAAAAUCAACGAAACGUUUGAUAAGCGUAUUCAGUUUCUUAUGAAUUUUUUAUUUCAUUCUUCGUUUUAUUUUGAUUUAUAACUCUGUUUGAGUGUGAAGAUUUGAGUGUGAAGAUCCUCAGGGAGGGAAGAUCCGCACUGGCUGUGUGUUCACUUCCAAGUUGUAUGGGUCAUUUUACGCCUAUUGGGACACCAUUGUAGACAAUUGUCACAAAAUUGGUUCACUUUCUGACCUAUGUUACUAAAGCAUAUAUCUUGAAAACUGCAAGCUUCACUGGAUCCAAAAAAUGGAGCUAAACAUAUAUUAUUCACCUCUUUCCCCUUUUUCCUCAUUAUUUACCUGACAUGACCAUAUUUGUUCCUGCAACUUAAAAUAACCAUGUUGUCAUAAGAUCGAUCUUUUGGUUUUCUUUGAUUUCGAUCACUUCUACCUCAUUAUUGAAAACAAAACGAAUAAGCCAUGUUAUUUUCUCCUCAUAAUUGCUCGCUUGCGUCCCGAUGCCAAAUCUGAGUAGAUUUUCGACAAAAUACAAAAUUUAUGACAUUUAAGAUCAAGAAAAGUGUUUUAUUAAGUUAUUUUCCCGCACCAUCUAUUAGUUGUCUUUGAAAAUCCUGUUGUCUUUACAUGUUUUAUUAAUGUGCAAUGUAAGACUUCCAGGAUUAACACGGUUUUAAUUUUGAGUAGUGGAAUUGAAGUAGAUUUUUGUUUUGCUUGAAUUGCCGUUAUGCAAUGCUAAGGUUAAAUGAUGUUAAUCCUUGAACGAUAUCAAACUUUCUCGCAUAGCUUUUAAUCUAAGAUUUUCCGUGACAAAGUGCUUUCCUAGUUCUUUCAUACUUCAUGUUUCAACAGAAGUAUUUAUAAGACCGUUAAUCGAUUCAUCUGUUAAGAGGGUAAGAUAAGUGCAUGCUGUUUAGCUUCUCAAAUAAAAUCAGCGUUUCUUCGCAGUGCAGCGAGUAUAUGACGGGGCAAUUAUCUCUCAACAAAUCGAAGUUGGACCCAAACUUAAAAUGAGGUCAUGCUAAGGUCAUCUUUUUGAAAAUGCUGUUUUGAAUGGCAAUUUGCUAAACUCAAAACAAGCCAUUUCGUUUUUAUGUCGUUACAUUUGAAUGAAAUCGAUAUCCCUGUCAGAGGUUCCUCCAAGCAGUUUGGAUGGCCAUCUUAAAGGUGGCCAUGCCGGAAACGUGUUUAGGUAGAUUUAUGUUUUCUAUUUGUUUGAUAACUUUGAGACAAGCAAAAAUAUCAGAAAAUAAAAUACCUCCAAUGAAUACUGUUUUUCCUUUAAAUUUCAUGGCCUAAAUUCAUAAGAGAUUGAUCUUAUUUUCUUAAUGAUAUUUCCGAAUAAAGCUUUAAUUAUCUUGGUAUUGCGUCUUGAUAAUAUUUUUUGUCAUUGGGUUGAAAAAUUGUUGUUUAUUUUAUAAUAUCUUAAAUUUCAUUGUCUAAUACUUAAAUUUGAAAUCAAUUAAUUGUAAAUUCGUUGUUUUGGACAUAUUUAUGAUUGUAUUCUGUAAAGAAUUGUGAGCCUCAUUUCGUUAAUGUUUCUAAUAUAUAAUUGAUAUUAACAAAAAGCUUGAUCUUCAUCAAAUCUGUUGUUUGCAGUUAUUUCAUGAAUAAUUUAUUCAAAUGUUUGAAUUUCCUGUUUUAUUUACACUUUCAUCUUAGUUCCUUGACGUAAAAUAAACGUGGAUCUCCCGAAAGCGAUCUUGAAUUGCCUAGAGAAAUCAUAAAAAAUUCUGUAAAUCCCCAGGCGAUCAUUACUUUUUUACCGUCUUAGUGGGGGGGAUGCACGUAAGUUUGUUGCAGAUACAAUGCAAAAUGCUUUGGAUUACACGGACAGCCGUGUUUAUGUGUUGCAUUGAGGUCUUAUUCUGUUUUUUUUUCUCACAAAAAAACUGCUCAUAAUUUCAACCGAUUAUUCUUACUCGUACGCUGAGAAUUCCUACCCAUAAUUCAUUCAUACCAAAACAAAAUCAGCCUCCUUAAUUAUCUGAACAUUAUUGACCAGAGAAAAUUUAAUUUUCUACAAUCAUCAAGCAGUAUUUUGAGAUCGGAUAAUGACCACGCCCAGCUAGCCCAAGAACUUUGUCCCGUUUCGAAAUUGGAACAUGUUGUAGUUUGGCCAGGCGCUUUACAAUGACGUUUUUAUUGCUGUGAGACACUUUGUCUAAACAAAAAAAGACAAAGGCACUAUCCUUGUGUAACAACAUUUCCUAGAUAGUCAUUUUAACUUUGCGAACAGGUCACUGUUAUUCUGGCCUGGUUCAUAAAGUUAUGAACUGAGACCAAAUUACAGAUGUUUGAUGGGGCAAGAGUUUGUGCUCAAGUGACCAUAUCUCAGCCAAUUCGUAAUAACUUUGACUGGUUUUGCACCUUUGGAGAGUAUAGGUUCCAAUGAGAGUUCUGAUUACAUUCAAAUUCUCCAUACCAAAUUGGCCAAUCAGGUGUUCAAGAAUUUGACAACAAACUUGCUUCGCCGCUAGAUUUAGGGCUAUUUUUCACAUUUUAUUACCACCCACAAAAUUUUCAUUUGCCAGAUUGAUAAUUUGAUAAAUUUGGGAAAAAACCAUAGCAAGUACAUGUCAAUUUAUUCGCAUAUCGGCAGGAGGAGUGCCUGUGUAACUGACGUGGAUAAACGCUACAUUUUACCAGAAAAAGUGCAGCUCUUCUAUCUUAUAAAACCUAUGUUCAUUAGGAGGUAUUUUUCUUGACACCUUCCUAGGCUAUAGGAUCAAAACUGAAAAAUUCUAAAAAUAUAUGCUGUGACGUAAUCACUUUGGUACUCUACAAAACUUCUGUUUCCAUUCCAUACUCGUAGUUUCGUCUGUAUUUCGACGAGUGAUUCUUCGAUUAUUCAGUGCACGUUUUCUGUUCAUUCAACUUUAUCCUUGGCCAAGCCUAACUUACAGUAAAUCCAGGAUAAUUGAAGUUUGAAUAUUUUGAUACAAUAGUUUAAUAUUUUUCAGCAAUACUGUAGAUUUUCAAGGCAUAACAAGGCAAAGUGACACCUUUUUUGUUCUUUUGAAAUGUUCCAUUCACUGUCAAAAGCAACUUUAAUUUAUUUAAAUCCUUUGCAAAGACACCUAGCCAAAAUGGGAUAAUAUUUGAGAUCCAAUGUAAAUAUUAAUUGAUAUUAUCUGACAGAAUAAACUCAAUAUUUUCACUCGAUAGUAGCCUGCACGUGUCUUUAAUUCCAUUAGUCUUUGUCAAAAUGCUUAGUUUCCGAAACCUGCCGUUAUGGUAGACGUCAACUUCCAGUUAAAUGCCUAGCCUUUUCAAAUGCAAUUGCGUUUCAUUAAAGCGGCAUGGCAACUGGAUGGUAUCUGUGGUCAAUUUCCCUUAUCCUCCCCUUUUCUACCGAAAAUUUUCUGGCCAGGUUGAA
This is a messenger RNA of Rhopilema esculentum, 6418 nucleotides long. Lineage: Eukaryota; Metazoa; Cnidaria; Scyphozoa; Rhizostomeae; Rhizostomatidae. The record is from RefSeq and is a predicted model, not a curated record.